Messenger RNA from Aspergillus heteromorphus CBS 117.55, 724 nucleotides. RefSeq lists its product as uncharacterized. The transcript has a single exon. Lineage: Eukaryota; Fungi; Ascomycota; Eurotiomycetes; Eurotiales; Aspergillaceae. The record is from RefSeq and is a predicted model, not a curated record. The coding region runs from base 81 to 473 and encodes 130 amino acids.
CCUUGGCUUGCCGGACCCUCAUCCCAGCAGCAUCCCCCGGCGUCGAGGGUCGACGUGCCAUGAUCUUCUCAUGAUCAGGCAUGCUAAGAGUUCGGGGAAUUGGGGGGUUGGGGAACCAUGGGGUAAGAGGAGUAAUGGCAAUGCAUAUCUGUUACGUGAAACGUCUUCUGAUGAUCCUCCUCCUCCUCCUCCAGGCAGUCAACCGGUUACCUCCCCGGCCCGGCUCCGGUCACUGCCGGUGGAUCGGCAUCUACAUGUAUCUCUACCAUCGAUCUCUCUACCUACCUACCUACCUACCUACCUACCUACCAAGUGCUCGUGCUCGGAAAAGUGUCCUUUUCCCGUCCUUCCCCGUUCAUCGGUCCCCUCCGGCCUCGUGUCGUGAUCCCGAUCCGCCUGCCGGGAUCCACUCUUCGACCUCCUGCAGCCUGGCUGUCCUCGGUUCGAAGUUGUCUGCGUGUAGAUGUCGCUGACCAACCAGGCAGGACCGGCUGUGCCAACUGCUAAUGGAUUAUCCGAGUAGGACCUGUGCAGCUGCGGUCGGUGGGUGCACAUCUGACCGGGUCCUUGUCCGCACAGCCACCACUGCGUGGGGAAAUUAUAUACCAUAUACCUGGGGUCCAACUGGUAUCACGCUGGUUUCAUUCCAGGGUCAUCCCAGAGGCCCGGAUGCCGCGGGAAAGUCCAUCGUACACACACAAAAAAAAAAAAAAAAAGAAAGAAA